Closterium sp. Yama58-4 is the source of this 2271-nucleotide messenger RNA. The record is from the annotation of a GenBank genome assembly. Lineage: Eukaryota; Viridiplantae; Streptophyta; Zygnematophyceae; Desmidiales; Closteriaceae.
AUGGCUCCUCCACCCCCCGGGAAAGAUUUGGCUGACUACACAGCGAAUGCGGGGAAUGGCGGUCGAGCCGCCCAGCGGCGAGAGCAGCGGAACGAAAACGGGCCCAUGGCCGUGAUGGCGCCAGACGUCUACACGGCUGCGUUCAUCCUCAUUGUAGUCCUCCUCAAUCUUUACCAAAGCAAAGCGUUGCAUGAUAUCCCAUCGCUGUCAAUCGUCGCGUGUUUCAGGCAUCUCUGUGUUGCUGCCGUUGCUGAGCGCACCGUACUAUACGGGUAUCUGAAGCUUCCAAAGAAUAUGGUUAUGUGCACAAGCCAAUUUGUGCACAUUUUGAUCAGUGAAAGUGACAUAAUCGCGGAUAAGUUCCGCUCUAACACAGCGCUGGCACAUCACAAAUUCGACCCCGCACUUGGCGUUAUUGCACCAUUCCUCCAUUUCUGCAUUCUGUUUCGCGGCUCUCUUGUCUCAGCCAUGGCCCGCCCCCGCCGGAUUGCGUUAUCUCAGCCGUCCGCAUUUCUCCUUUUCCUACUUGUGGCCGCGUUUUUUGCCUGCGUCGAUGCGCGCAUUCGCAUCCCGCGCUUCCCGGCUUCGUUCCAUCGGCAGCAGAAAAGCCGGGCGAACGCACGCAAAGCGAAUAGCGUUGAUGUUUAUAACGAACCGGCCACGCCAGGAGCUUCAGCUCGCGGCGGUUACGCCUGGAACGCCUCUUAUUUCACACAGAAUCUCGACCAUUUCUCGUUCACCCAGUCUAGUUACGCCACGUGGCAGCAGAAGUACAUCUGGUGGGACGGCGCGUGGGGCGGCGCGGAGAGCGGCGCGCCGAUCUUCGUGUAUUGCGGCAACGAGGGGCCGAUCCAAUGGUUCAUGGACAACGCGGGGUGGAUCCGCGAGAUCGCCGUCGAAUUCGGCGCGCUUGUCGUGGGACCCGAGCACCGGUACUAUGGCGAGUCCAUGCCGUUCGGCACGGAGAAAGAAUCCUUCAGCAACGCGUCCACUCGCGCCUUCCUCACCACAGAGCAGGCCAUGGCGGACAUGGCGGUGUUCCUCACGGCGCUCAAGGCAAACCUGAGUGCACACGACUCUCCGGUCAUUCUCUUUGGAGGCUCCUACGGCGGAAUGCUGGCAGCGUGGUUUCGCCUCAAGUACCCGCACAUAGCAGCGGGCGCCAUUGCAGCAUCGGCACCCAUCCUGCAAUAUGAAGACAUUGUUCCCAGCGAUACCUUCUACCGCAUAAUAUCGCAUGAUUUCAAGAUCGAGAGCGAGAGCUGUUUCGAGGCGAUCAACAGCAGCUGGGCAGCAAUCAGGGAGCAGGCAGCAGCUGAGGGAGGGCUUACUCGCCUCUCAGAGCAGUUCCGCCUGUGCAGCCCCCUGACCGAUGUGGAAGACUUGAUUCAGUGGCUGGAGACGGCAUACAUCUACAUGGCAAUGGUGGACUACCCCGUGCCCUCCGAUUUCCUCAUGUCACUGCCCGCCCACCCUAUUCGAGAGCUGUGUCGACGCGUUGACAGCCUUCCCCCAGGUGCCGACCUGCUCGAUCGCAUCUAUGCGGGGGUGGGAGUGUAUUACAACUACUCGGGCUCGGAGACGUGCUUCAGCGUGCGCGAUACCGAUCCGCAUGACAUGAGCAAUGGGUGGGACUUCCAGGCAUGCACGGAGCACGUGAUGCCGAUGAGCAGCAGCGCCAGCAACAGCCUGUUUGAGCCCUUUGAGUGGAACCAGACGGCCUUUGAGAAGCACUGCUUGCAGCAAUACGGCGUUGCUCCCAGACCCACUUGGGCUAUGACACAGUUUGGUGGACGGUCCAUCCGUUCAGCCCUGCGCCAUUUCGGCAGCAACAUUGUGUUCUCCCAGGGGGCCCUUGACCCCUGGAGUGGAGGCGGAGUGCUUGAGGACAUAUCAGACACCCUAGUCAGCCUCACCAUUCCUGACGGCGCCCACCACCUGGACCUAAGGGCGUCCACCCCAGACGACCCCCCUUCGGUGCGGAAGCAGAGGAAGGAAGAGAAGAAGCACGUCAGGAAGUGGAUCAAGCAGUGGCACAAGGAUAGGGAAGAGGAGAAGAAGGACAAGGAGCAAGGGAGGAAUGGCCUUCGUUGCAGCUCGCUCUCUUCCUUUAAAGACAUCUCCUCGACCUCCCUCGCUCUCUUCGUCCUCUCUCUCGCCCUCCUCGCUACAUCCGUUGCUGUUUCCCUCUUUGCCACUCAUCGGGCACGACCCAUUGGCACCACCUACUCACCCGCAUUGCACCAUCCGCUCAUGGGUGGGAAGCAGUGA